Cuscuta europaea is the source of this 3283-nucleotide messenger RNA. Lineage: Eukaryota; Viridiplantae; Streptophyta; Magnoliopsida; Solanales; Convolvulaceae. The record is from the annotation of a GenBank genome assembly.
UGAAGUACCUGGUAAAUUAUUCGCGCCUAGGGCUAGCCUUCAAACUUCCAGAACCAGCCUGACCCGUAGGUUACUUCUGAGAAACGCAGGUUAGAUAUCGUCUUGCUUUGUGAAUCUAAGAUAUCAAAAGAUUCCAUUUUUAUUACUUGUAUUUUUGGUUUCUGUCAAUGAACUUAUUCGUGGCUACUGUUAUUAGUAUCCAUAAUACAUAAUUCUAUGAGGUUCUCGAUCGUCUUCGUUAAAUGCUUCAAUUGAUCAACAAAUUCUGCCCAAAGUCUCGAUUCCCACUCUCCACCAUAUUCUGUAGACCUGCCAUUUCAGCUGCUGCCCUCUUGGUUUCUUCCAAGGAUCCGUCAAUCAGCACCCCCUACCCCAUCACUCCUUCCCCAUCUUCCCUCGCCAGAAAUGAAGCUGCCCGAAAAUUACUAUUUCUUUUCAGCGGUCUCUUUGCCAAGGGACACACUAUCGAGAAAUUAUGCCAUGACCCCAGAUUUGGAGGCUUGCUAUCGAGGGUGAAUGCAUCUGAAGUGGAGAGCAUUGUUGAAUUGUUGAGGCUUAAAAGGCCGCACCUGGCUGUAGACUUCUUCUUGUUAGCUAAAGAGCUUGGUUUCAAGCACUCUACGUUCUGUAAGAUUAUUGUGGCUCAUGUUUUGGCGGGAAAGCGGCAACUAAAGGAGUUGAGGUCCCUUUUACAGGAAAUGGUUAAUGAAGAAGGUUCUGGUUCUGCAUAUGCACUUUGUGAGCUAGUUCAGAAUAACUUCAAAAAUUGGGUUUCUUGUAACGUGGUUUGGAAUAUGCUUGCCUUUACUUAUUUGAGAUCGGAUAUGGUGGUUGAUUGUUUAUGUGUCAUAUCCAAGAUGAAAGAUUUGAAUGUUGAAGUUUCAAUAAGGACAUACAACAAUUUGCUAUACAAUUUGAGGCACUCUAAUUCUCUGUGGCAUAUCUACAAUGAAAUAAAAAAUUCUGAGGCUUCUCCAAGUGAAUACACAAAAUCUGUAAAAAGAUAUUUUGAUGAGUUGACACAAAAUGGCUUGAUAGAUGACAUUGUUCUGUGUUUGAUCCACAGAUAUAUUAAGUGUGGUGAUGUCAGAGAAGUUGGCCAACUAUACAGACUUUUAUCGGAGAGAGGAAUUGCUCUUAACACUAUUACAUUUAAUUCUUUUAUAUACGGAUUCUGCAAGGUCAAUAAGCUAGAAGAGGCAAGAAAGUUGAUUGAUGACAUUUAUGCAUGUGGUCUUAUGCCAACUGUUCGAACUUUCACAACUCUUAUGAAUGCAUAUGUUGAAGAGGGGGAUACAAAAGCAAUGCUUGAUUUGCUUAGUGAAAUGGAGGAAGUUGGCAUAGAACCAAAUUGUGUUACUCGCACAGUGAUUAUAAAAUCUUUUUGUAAUUAUGGGAGGCUUCAAGAAGCUGUUCAGAUAUUAAAGGAUACAUUUGGUAAGGGCAUUUCACCUGAUGCAGUUGUUUUCAACACUGUUAUACGUGGGUUUGCCCAAGCAGGAGAUAUGAGGAUUGCCUUUUGUUUAUACAAUGAGUUGUUAAGGAAUAAUAAUAGCCAGCCUAAUCAUGUAACUUACAACAUUCUAAUUACCGGUCUAUGUAUAUUUUUGGAUAUAAGGGUUGCUGAUACAUUUUUCACCUUUCUUCAAGAUCAGAAUAUGAGUUUAUCUAAACAAGCCUAUACCACUCUUGUAAAAGCACAUUCUGCAAAGGGUGAUGCAAAGAAAGCAAUAGAUCUAUUUGAGCAAUUGAUAGAUAAGGGAUAUGAGGUUUCAAUAAGAGAUUACAGUGCUGUUAUUAAUAGGUUGUGUAAGCGCCAUUCGAUGCAAGGCAUGUUAUAUAUUUUUGGUAUGAUGUUGUCAAGUGGCAUCACAGUUGACAAAAGAACUCAUUUGGUUAUGCUUAGAGCUUUGCGUCGCAGAAAUGACUACAAGUCCUGGGAUCAGUUUCAUUUUUUAGUGGAGAAAUAUGGCCUAAAUCUAGGAUAAAAUUUAAGGGUUUAUGGAAGUAGGAAGGCUUUUUGUCCGAUGGAGGAUAUCUUUGUUCACUUAGUACAUUGUAUAUCUUUAUUGAGUUCUCUGUAUAUUUUGUGGGUGAUAUUAAGGGCAUAUAAUCUACCUUUGGAUAUUGUGCAACCAUAAAAGGUUUUAGUUGUUGAGAGAGUGAUAGCAGCCUCUCAAUUGCAGAGUGUAAGAGUUUCUCUUGUGGGGACAGUGGAGACGCGAGGCAUAUCUGGGUUUUAGUUGUUGAGAGAGUGAUAGCCUCUGGAUGGCAGAGUGUAAGAGUUUCUCUUCAUGACUUUAGAUGAACCAACUACUAAUUUUGACAGCUCUUUUCACUUGCUACUUAUAUAGAGCUCUUUGCCGAGAAGCUCUUGAAGGAGUAAAUACAUGCAUGAUGCUUCAACAACCAAUGUGUGUAAGUGGAGAAGACCAGGAUGAUGUCAAGAUCAAUGCUGCUUGUAUUUUUGUUAAGAUACUCAUAAUCACGUCUCAGUUUUAAUGGAAACAACAACUAGCGAGUGAUGUUGAACCAAGUCCCAGCUUAUCACAGAAGCAGAAGCAGAUUUCUCAGAGAGAAGAAGCUGUAAAAGAGAAGAUUAUUUUGUCACAGGAAAAGAACAUACAGAGACUGAACGAAGUUGUGCGAAGUCUGAGAGAACGACUGGAGCAAUGCAGCAGGGGUAACAAUGAAACGGUGAAUGGUGGGACCCUUAACUCCCUGGUGGAGAACAUCAUCGAACUUGAACAACAACAAAUUCUGAUGGGCUCCUGGUGACAUGUUGUAGUUUGACAUCCUCAAUUGUAUGUGCUAUUUAUGUUUGGAAAUUGUUUAUCUGCUGUAGUAUUUCUCUGGAGGGUUCGGCAGUUUGACAUCCUCAAAUGGUACUUUCGGGGAAAUCCGGCUAGCGCAUCGUCAUGAUUUUUCCGUCUAUCUCCAAGAUUUGCAAAUAUAGGUCGGCCAGCUUAAAACUGAAUUCGAUAUACACAUAAUUUGACUACCAAGUGAAACUGUGGAAGUGUUCUUGUAUAGUGCAUGACCCCAACACCAAAUAUUCGAAUGCUUUGUGGAUAGCUUGAUGUUGGAUGCAUAUUUUCUAUCACUUUAGAAGAUGGUCUUUGUUUUCUUUAUUAGGACGAUGAUGUAUGCAACUGAUUACGGCAUUUCGAAGCCCCUACCUACAUAAUCACAUUGAUUCUGAAUUUGUUUGGUUUCUAGCACUUGAUUCUUUUCUCACAUGGAUUUUGUUCCAUAUUAUGAUUCUUUUCCAACUUGUCAUAAA